GUCAAGUAAACGUCACGCACGUCAUCGCGCUGUAUGGCGGCUGUAUCGGACGCCGAUUUUAAUGUCAUAAUAAAAUGGCAGCAGGGCCAAUUGCAGAAAGAAAUCAAGAUGCAACGAUAUACGUUGGAGGACUCGAUGAUAGAGUCUCGGAGAGCUUGCUGUGGGAGCUCUUCGUCCAGUCAGGGCCCGUUGUGAAUGUGCACAUGCCCAAAGACCGCGUCACACAGACACAUCAAGGAUAUGGCUUUGUGGAGUUUAUGGGGGAGGAAGAUGCUGAUUAUGCUAUUAAGGUUAUGAACAUGAUAAAACUCUAUGGCAAGCCAGUCAGAGUAAAUAAAGCGUCGGCACAUCAGAAGAACCUUGAUGUGGGUGCCAAUGUGUUCAUCGGUAACUUAGACCCGGAGGUGGAUGAGAAAUUGCUCUACGACACCUUCUCUGCUUUUGGAGUCAUUUUACAAACGCCAAAGGUGAUGCGCGACCCAGAGACGGGUAAUUCAAAAGCGUUCGCGUUCAUAAACUUCGCGUCGUUCGAGGCCUCCGACGCGGCUAUAGAGGCCAUGAACAACCAAUAUCUCUGCAACAGACCUAUAUCUGUGUCGUACGCGUUCAAGAAAGACGUCAAAGGCGAGAGGCACGGCUCGGCCGCUGAGAGAUUACUCGCGGCCCAGAACCCGCUGUCGCACGCCGACCGGCCGCACCAGCUGUUCGCGGACGCGCCGCCCACGCUGCUGGGCCCCGUGCUCAUGGCGCCGCCGCCGCCGCCGUCGCCGCUGCCGCCGCCCGGGCCGCCGCUGCAGCGCCCGCCGCCGCCGCUGCCGAUGGCCGCGCCGCCGCCGCCGCCGAUGGCACCUCCAGGUCCGCCGCCGCCGCCGGGCCCGCCGCCGUUCCACCACUUCCCGCCGCCGCCGUUCGGGCCGCCGGGCUUCGGCCCCCCGCCGCCCGGCGCGCGCCCGCCGCCGUGGCGCCCGCCGCCGCCGUCGUUCCGCGCGCAGUUCCCCCCGCGCGGCCCGCCGCCCUUCCCGCACUUCCCGCACCACCCCCCCGAGCCUAACUAUAAUUAUUAGUCAAUAAAUUUUGUAUUGUAA
Molecule: messenger RNA, 1085 nt
Organism: Cydia splendana
Lineage: Eukaryota; Metazoa; Arthropoda; Insecta; Lepidoptera; Tortricidae
Gene: Spx
Product: splicing factor 3B subunit 4
Exons: 7
Coding region: 75-1064 (329 amino acids)
Biological process (GO): positive regulation of mRNA splicing, via spliceosome
Cellular component (GO): nucleolus; U12-type spliceosomal complex; U2 snRNP
Molecular function (GO): RNA binding
Source: RefSeq, a predicted model, not a curated record